AAAGGGAAUGCUCAGCACGAUGCUCAAGAGUUUCUACUGUGGCUGCUGGACAGAGUACACGAGGAUAUAAACACAGUCAACCCCAACUGCAGGCCUGCUAUAAAGCCACCUAUUGAAGAAGAUGAUCAAAGCACAGAGGGGGCAUCACCUCCCCUCUCUGCUGGGUCGUUUGUGCAAGAACUGUUUCAGGCUCAGUACAGGUCGUCUCUCACUUGCCCACAUUGCCAAAAGCAGAGCAACACUUUUGAUCCCUUCCUCUGCAUCUCAUUACCAAUCCCUCUGCCACACACGCGGCCCCUGUAUGUGACUGUGGUGUACCAAGGGAAGUACUCUCACUGUAUGAGGAUCGGAGUUGCUGUUCCCCUCAACAGCACUGUCUAUCGCCUCAGAGAUGCUGUGUCACGUGAGACCAAGAUCCCAAUGGACCAGUUUGUUUUGACUGAAAUGUACUAUGAUGGUUUUCAUCGUUCAUUUUGUGAUGACGAUGAUGAUCUUAACAUCAUUCAAGAGAGCGAUUCCAUAUUUGCCUUUGAGACACCAGAGACCUUCAAACUGGAAAAUAUACGCACAAAAAGAGGAAGUCUGCUGGCAAACCUGAAUCAUAACAACUUCAAGUAUGGGACAGAAAUCAGCAGGACUCCGUCAUUCAUGCAGGGGGCCAUGACUCCUUUAACGGCAUCACCGAAUAAAAACCUAGGACCAGAAAAAAUAAUCCUUCUGGUGUGUAACAGAGCUUGUAGCGGCCACCAAGGAAAGAGGUUUGGACUCCCCUUUGUACUGUACAUGGAGCGCACUGUGACCUGGGAUGCUCUACAGAAAGAAACUGAAAAAAUGCGUCAUCUGUUGAGGCCUGGGGUCUACGUUCAGGUUGGACCUUUCAGUCUUCGGGUGGUUGGCGUUGUUGGUAUCACCUACCUCCUUCCUCAAGAUGAACGACCACUGUGUCACCAAACUGUGGAUAGAGCAUACAAGUCCUGUGGACAAGGGGGCCCACCACAUGUGAAGAUUGUGGUAGAGUGGGACAAAGAGACCAAGGACUAUCUGUUUGGACACACUGAGGAGGAGUACAUUCCUGAUGCUGAGAGCGUGUAUCUGCACAGGGAACAACAUCAUCAGCCGCAGGCCUGCACCCUCGCUCAGUGCUUUCAGCUCUACACUAAGGAGGAGCAGCUGGCCCCAGAUGAUGCCUGGCGCUGUCCCCACUGCAAGCAGCUGCAGCAGGGCCGCAUUAAGCUCAGCCUGUGGACGCUGCCGGAUGUGCUCAUACUGCAUCUCAAGAGGUUCAGACAGGAGGGAGACCGGAGGGUGAAGAUGCAAAACAUGGUGAAGUUCCCGCUGAUGGGCAUGGACAUGGCGCCUCAUGUGGUUAAAAGAAGCCAGAGCAGCUGGAGUUUACCUUCCCAUUGGUCACCAUGGAGACGGCCCUACGGACUAGGAAGAAACCCCGAUGACUAUCUGUAUGACCUGUAUGCUGUGUGCAACCACCAUGGGAACAUGCAUGGAGGCCACUACACUGCCUACUGCAAGAACUCAAUUGAUGGUCAGUGGUACUGCUUUGAUGACAGUGAGGUUUCACCAGUAGCUGAUGAUGACGUGUGUCAACAGACGGCUUAUAUACUGUUCUACCAGCGGAGGACAGUUAUUCCAUCCUGGUCAGCCAACAGCUCUGUUGCUGGUUCCACCAGUUCAUCCCUGUGUGACCACUGGGUCAACAGGUUACCUGGCAGUAGGCCUGCUAGUUUGGCCUCCGGGGCCUCAUCCAGGCGCACCUCUCUGGCAUCACUGGCUGAGUCAGUUGAGUUUCCAGCAGAACGCAGUGAAGAUGAUGGAGGAUUCUCCGUCCGUCUUGUGAGGAGCAUCCAGCGUCAGAGCUUGUCCUGCAGGUCUUCCAUCGCUAGCCCUUUAGCCUUCAGCGACAGUGGGAUAAAACCUUCGUGGUCUCUAUCUGCAAAGCUGCACAUGCGGUCCAACUCGCCAUCGCGCUUCUCCCUCGACUCUCGAUGUUCUCCUCCUCUAGAGAGGAUAGGAGAGGCCUGUGAUGACAAAGUUUCGACUUCCUGUUUUGGAAGCUACAGUAGACAUGAACGCUACUUUGGCAGCAGGUCUCCCCUGUCGAUGAUGGAGAGCAACUUGAGUGACCAGGACAACAAUAAAAGGUUCCUAGACAUGAUGUACUGCAGGGCUCCCACUCCAGUCGAAAAGAAAGGCACCAAAAAUGAGCCAACUGAAAACAACAACCAGAUAACCGCUAUUGACCAAAACAUUGUACCCACCCAAGCUACUCCCUCCAAAGAACAGAAACGUAAGAGCAGUAUCGGAGGAUUUGCAUCCAAGGCAGAAAGCACAGGCUCAACAAAGAGUUCCAGCAAAGCGGAGCAAGAGAAAACCUCCAAAAAACGUUUGUGCUCCACCCUUAAGACUGCCGCUUCUGAGACAUCUUCCAGUACACCUGUGAAGGGCAAAAAGAUCAAUACUAAAGAAAAGAGUGUAAAUACCAAGAAAAGCACCUCUACACCCAGUGGAACUCCUUCUAAAACAAAGGACAACUCGACCUCAGAGGCAACGCCACAACACAAGCCAUGCGUUCGCUCCACACCUCAGUCCUCAGCUUCUCCCUCGCCAACUGCAAAGAAGAUUUCCAGUGCCACUGAGAAAAGCUCUGCGAAUAGUCGGAAAAAGCUGAUAGAAAGGAGCUACAGCAGAGAUUCUAUGCACACUAGCCCCCUGGUAGACAAUCUCCGAGGCAGCUUGGUAGCCCGCUCUUCACUGCCAAAGAGUGGGGAAAGCAACCGGCCUGAGAGGAGAUUUGUGAGGAGCUCUAGCAGCAGCUCUUCUGUCACUAGUCUGCGCUCACCCAGCGUAUCCACCAGAGACCUGCAGCGCAGCAGCAAACCGGAGGAAAAAGCGUUGUCGUUCUUCAAGAGUGCCCUGCGACAAAGGGAAAGCCGCAGGUCGGCCGAUUUAGGAAAGAGCAGCAUGCUUGCAAAAAAGGCCUCAGAGAGGACAUGCAAGCAGAAUGGACAAGCCAAGGACAUUGGUGGAGAUAAUGGAAAGACAGGAGGCGCUGUAUCUUCACAGAAAUCUGUAGAGACUCAUGGAGGUGAGACAAAGUCAGAGACAAAGGCGUCUUCCAAGCCCCCCAGCUCUCUCAGUCGUACUCUGUUAAACGUUGGAAAAUCCAAGUCUUCCACUUCUGAAGUAAGUCUCAAGUCUCCCACAAACGGGAAGAAGCCUCUUGAAAGGAUGGCUUCCUCCCGAAAGCUGUCAUCAAGCAUGCAAUCUCCUGCACGUACAACACAGAGGCCUCAAUGAUAUAUCGAUAGUAGUUAACGUUGAACUUACAUAAUGCAGCUAUUUUCUUUGUGCCUAAGUUUCAGUGAACAUCAGAUAGAUUUGUAAAUAGACAUUUUUUGACAUUAUGGUUUUGUGCACUAGCAUCAGAUGCAUAUACUGGCUUUGAGGUUUGAAUAUCAGCAGCUAGUUUUGAGGAUAAAUUAUA
Messenger RNA from Micropterus salmoides (largemouth bass), 3499 nucleotides. Its product is annotated as ubiquitin carboxyl-terminal hydrolase 31-like. Gene Ontology annotation, biological process: protein deubiquitination. The record is from RefSeq and is a predicted model, not a curated record. NCBI's taxonomy places the organism in Eukaryota, Metazoa, Chordata, Actinopteri, Centrarchiformes, Centrarchidae. Gene Ontology annotation, molecular function: cysteine-type deubiquitinase activity.